UAUCGUUCGGUAGAUAACGCAAGAUGACGGGCUAAGUAGAACUGCACGCAACUAUUAAGAAGUGGGUUAGGCUAUGUCGCGUUAAUGCAUCUUGAGGCACUUUUCAUUUCGGCUCUCUGGCGUGCGACGCCGGCCUGAACCAUAGUCGAUUACUCGAUGUUUACGGACCGAAAGAGGACCUUCAGCAAUCUGCAAAAAGAAAAAAAAAAAGGUUUUGACAACGCGUUGGUGUCUUCGCGUCGUUAUCAUCAUCUUGUCGCGCGACGUUUGAUAACGUCGGAGGCCGCACCGACAAGCGCGCGUACCCGUAAUCGUCGUGAGGCCGCCGGAAGAAAACGAUGCGGGUCCCCGGUUGCCGAGUCAUCCUGCGUCGCGGCGGUCUGCUACGCUCGUUCUUCGCGCAACAAGUGCGUCGUGCUAGCAGCGACGAGGCUCUGCAGCGGACGGCAUUGUACGACUUCCACGUGAAACAUGGCGGCAAAAUGGUUCCAUUCGCGGGCUACUCCAUGCCCGUGCAGUACAGCAACCUGAGCCUCACUGCCUCGCAUCUGCACACGCGGCGCCAUGCAAGCCUGUUUGACGUCUCGCACAUGCUGCAGAGCAAAGUGCACGGACCGGACAGGGUGCGCUUCGUCGAAUCUCUCGUCGUCUCCGACAUUGAAGGCUUGGCAGAAGAUUUAGGUACGCUCACCGUGUACACGAACGAGAAAGGUGGCAUCAUUGACGACCUCAUAGUGAACAAGACCAAGGAUUGGCUGUACGUUGUCUCAAAUGCUGGGUGCAGAGACAAAGACUUGGCUCAUGUCAAGGCAAAGCUGGCAGACUUCCAAGCUGCGGGACAUCAGGCCACACUGGAGCUCAUGGAUUCCUGGUCACUGCUGGCCAUUCAAGGACCGGCAGCAGCCGAACUUUUGCAACCACUUGUUGACUGCACACUGGCAUCGCUGCACUUCAUGCGAGGUGCCACAGUGACCCUUGCUGGCAUUCCCGGCUGCAGGCUCACCCGCUGCGGAUACACAGGAGAGGAUGGCUUCGAGUUGUCGGUGCCAAGCACAGAAGUGACGGACCUGGCCGAGGAGCUGCUCUCCAGCUCCAAAGGGCAACUGCAGUUGGCUGGCCUUGGAGCUCGCGAUUCCCUUCGCAUCGAAGCCGGUCUCUGCCUUUACGGUCAAGACAUCGAUGAGGACACAACACCUGUUGAAGCUGGCCUUGCCUUCACCAUUGGCAAGCGCAGGCGCCACUUGGCUGACUUCCCGGGUGCUCCUGUGAUCCUGGAGCAGUUGAAGCAGAAGCCCAGCCGACGACGCGUAGGGCUGGUUGCCACAAGUGCAGGGCCUCCUGCACGCAAUGGCGCUGCGGUGUACGACUCAGCAGGCUCAAAGGAACUGGGACGCGUGACAAGUGGGCUGCCUUCACCCAGCCUGGGCAGCAACAUUUCCAUGGCAUGCGUGCCUCGUGAAUACAGCACGGCUGGCACGACUGUACAGCUUGAAGUGCGCGGCCGCCACAUUGAGGCUGUCGUGACACGCAUGCCUUUUGUACCUAGCCAUUACUACACUGGUUAGGCUGCUGACACAAUAAAUUCAACUUGUGAAAUUGCA
This is a messenger RNA of Rhipicephalus microplus (southern cattle tick), 1601 nucleotides long. Its product is annotated as aminomethyltransferase, mitochondrial. Gene Ontology annotation, biological process: glycine catabolic process. Gene Ontology annotation, molecular function: aminomethyltransferase activity; protein binding. Lineage: Eukaryota; Metazoa; Arthropoda; Arachnida; Ixodida; Ixodidae. Gene Ontology annotation, cellular component: glycine cleavage complex; mitochondrion. The record is from RefSeq and is a predicted model, not a curated record.